This is a messenger RNA of Diorhabda carinulata, 1262 nucleotides long. It is a transcript of the gene wal, whose product is annotated as electron transfer flavoprotein subunit alpha, mitochondrial. The coding region runs from base 211 to 1188 and encodes 325 amino acids. Gene Ontology annotation, molecular function: flavin adenine dinucleotide binding; electron transfer activity. The record is from RefSeq and is a predicted model, not a curated record. Gene Ontology annotation, cellular component: mitochondrion. NCBI's taxonomy places the organism in Eukaryota, Metazoa, Arthropoda, Insecta, Coleoptera, Chrysomelidae. The transcript is spliced from 6 exons.
CUAAAACUAACAAAAUAGCAUUUGUGUAAAUUAUGCCAAAUGUCAUGUAUCAUAUCACCACAGAGAAGAAGAAAUGUCAUGUAUUGCAUGUUAUUCCACAUAGGCAGCAGAUGGAUAUAUUGUAUAAAUUGUAUUUUUGAAUGAACUUUGUACUGUUAAGAAACUUCUUAUUAUUUCGUUGUUAACUAAUUUACCACUAUAAGAUCAAAUAUGUUUUCUAGAACUUUGGGCCCACAGUUUAGAAGGUUUCAAAGUACAUUAGUAAUAGCUGAACAUAAUAAUGAAGUCCUAACACCAAUCACACAGAACGCUAUAACUGCUGCCAAGAAAUUGGGUGGUGAAAUAUCUGUAUUGGUUGCUGGAACCAAAUGUGGAACUCCCUCUUCAUCUGUAGCUAAAGCAAAAGGAGUAUCCAAAGUCUUAGUGGCUGAACAUGAAGCAUUUAAAGGGUUCACAGCAGAAAGCUUAACUCAGUUGGUAUUAAAUGCUCAAAAACAAUUUAACUUCACACAUAUCAUUGCUGGUGCAUCUGCUUUUGGAAAAUCUCUUUUACCUAGAGUAGCUGCCAAACUUGACAUCUCUCCAGUAUCUGAUGUUAUUUCAAUCAAAUCAACUGACACUUUUGUAAGGACUAUAUAUGCAGGAAAUGCCAUACAAACAUUGAAAGUAAAUGAUCCUAUAAAAAUUUUAACAAUUAGAGGAACAAAUUUUGAGGCUGAUUCAUUAGAAGGUGGAUCUGCACCGACUGAAAAUAUAUCUGCUGAUGGAUGUGCCACUGAUAUGACUACAUUUAUCAGCCAAGAACUCAGCAAAUCUGAUCGACCUGAACUAACAAGUGCCAAAGUUAUUGUUAGCGGAGGACGUGGCUUAAAAUCUGGAGACAAUUUUAAACUUCUUUAUGAUUUAGCUGAUAAGUUGAAUGCUGCAGUUGGAGCUUCCCGUGCUGCAGUGGAUGCUGGUUAUGUACCUAAUGAUAUGCAAAUAGGUCAGACAGGAAAAAUUGUAGCACCAGAUCUAUAUAUUGCUGUUGGUAUUUCUGGGGCAAUUCAACACUUGGCUGGAAUGAAAGAUAGUAAAGCUAUUGUUGCCAUCAAUAAAGAUCCUGAAGCUCCAAUUUUCCAAGUUGCCGAUUUCGGAUUAGUAGCAGACUUAUUCAAAGCUGUUCCUGAAUUAACUGAAAAGCUGUAAUAUUAACACAUGUGUUAUACAUUUAAAUGAAUAUCAUUUAUUAGCAGUAUACAAUAUAUUUUUACAUUACAUAA